UCCUACUUUUGCCUAGAGCCCGCCGCGGGCUGGAGACCAAUGGGAGGCUACUGCAAGUCGGGGGUCGAUUUUCCCGAGGCGGAGUUCAGUCCCGCCCAGGCUGCGGCGUUUGGGACCCACAGCAUCCCGGAGACUAGCACGGAGUUCCAGAGGCAGUUGCGCAGAGCGGACCCGACGCCGGCGGUGGGCGAGCCCUGGGACCAGCACCUCGGACUUCCGUCUGCGCAGCUCCUCCUGGGCACUCGCUGGAGGCUGAGAAUCCCAUUCACAGCACACUGGUCGGAGGUGAUCGUUGGCCUCUGGGUCGGACCGUAGAAGAAAGUGGUUCUCCGGGGGAUGAUGCCUGAGCAAGAGAGACAUAUAUCAGCAAGAGAAGGGGCCAGUCGGAGAAUCAUCUCUAAACUAUCUUUGUCCGCUUGUGCCCGGGAACCAGCCAUGAAACAGACUUACGCCUUCGAUAAUAUCGGCUACGAGGAUGGUCUUGAUGGUGUGUAUGUUUCCCCGACAGCCAGCAGCACCAUCAGCAUUUUGGGCAUGACCUGCCAGUCCUGUGUGAAGUCGAUUGAGGACAGGAUUUCUAGUUUGAAAGGCAUUGUGAGCAUUAAGGUUUCCUUAGAACAAAGUAGUGCUGUAGUAAAAUACAUGCCGUCACUCAUAAGCCUGCAACAGGUUUGCCAUCAAAUUGAGGACAUGGGCUUCGAGGCCAGCAUUGCAGAAGGAAAGGCUGCCUCCUGGCCCUCAAGGUCUGCACAUGCCCUGGAGGCUGUGGUCAAACUGCAGGUGGAGGGCAUGACCUGCCAGUCCUGUGUCAGCUCCAUAGAAGGCAAGAUUGGGAAACUACAAGGAGUAGUGAGGGUCAGGGUUUCACUCAGCAACCAAGAAGCAGUCAUCACUUACCAGCCCUAUCUUAUUCAACCUCAAGACCUCAGGGAUCACAUCAACGACAUGGGGUUUGAAGCUGUCAUCAAGAACAGAGGAGCACCCAUAAGCCUGGGGCCAAUCGAUGUUGAACGUUUGCAGGGCACAAACCCAGUGACACCUCUGGCUUCUGUGAACCAGAAUGUCAGUAACUCUAAGACCUCAGGACACCAAGCGAGCCAUGUAGUCACCCUGAGAGUGGAGGGGAUGCACUGUAGGUCCUGUGUCGUGAAUAUUGAAGAAAAUAUAGGCCGACUCCCAGCGGUUCAAAAUAUUCAAGUGUCCCUGGAGAACAGCACUGCUCAAGUACAGUAUGACCCUUCUCGUGUCUCCCCGGAGGCCCUACAGAGGGCCAUCGAGGCUCUUCCACCCGGCAACUUUAAAGUUUUCCUUCCUGGAGGCACGGAGGGGAGUGGGACAGAUAGCAGGUCUUCCUCACAUCACUCCCCCGGCCCGUCCCAGGGGACCCAGAUGCAAGAUGUAUGUUCAACAGUGACACUCGCCAUUUCUGGCAUGACCUGUGCAUCCUGCGUGCACUCCAUUGAAGGCACCAUCUCCCAGAGGAAAGGCGUUCGGCAUAUAUCAGUCUCCUUGGCUGAAGGGACAGGAACUGUUGUCUGUGAUCCUCUUACAGUUAGCCCAGAGGAACUCCGGGCUGCUGUGGAAGACAUGGGGUUUGAGGCUUCAGUAAUUUCUGAAAGCUGUCCUGGCAGCCAUGUUGGAAACCAUAAUGGGGAGAAUUCCACAGUGCCAGCUGCAGCUGAUACCCUUGGGUCUGUGUGGGCAGUGUCUCCGCAGGCUGGGAGACUCCCUGAAAAUCUCGGCUCAACCAGGCCCCGACAAGCCUCCAUAACGAUGGUACCACAGAAGUGCUUUUUACAGAUCACAGGCAUGACCUGUGCAUCCUGUGUGUCUAACAUAGAGAGAAGCCUGCAGAAAGAAGAUGGUAUCCUUUCCGUGCUUGUUGCCUUAAUGGCUGGAAAGGCAGAGGUUAAGUAUAAUCCAGAAGUCAUCCAGCCACUCGAGAUAGCUCAGCUCAUCCAGGACUUGGGCUUCGAUGCAGCAGUCAUGGAAGACUAUGCAGGCUCCGAUGGCGACCUCGAGCUGAUUGUCACCGGGAUGACCUGUGCUUCCUGUGUUCACAACAUUGAGUCCAAACUCACGAGGACCAAUGGCAUCAGCUACGCCUCUGUGGCCCUUGCCACCAGCAAAGCCCAUGUGAAGUUUGAUCCUGAAAUUAUUGGUCCACGGGAUAUUGUCAAAAUUAUUGAGGAAAUCGGCUUUCAUGCUUCCCCGGCCCAGAGAAACCCCAACGCUCAUCAUUUGGACCACAAGGUGGAAAUAAAGCAGUGGAAGAAGUCUUUCCUGUGCAGCCUGGUGUUUGGCAUCCCUGUUAUGGGUUUAAUGAUCUAUAUGCUGAUACCUAGCAGCCAGCCCCACGAAUCUAUGGUCCUAGACCACAACAUCAUUCCAGGACUCUCCAUUCUAAAUCUAAUCUUCUUUAUUUUGUGUACCUUUGUCCAGUUCCUCGGUGGGUGGUACUUCUACAUUCAGGCCUACAAAUCUCUGAAGCAUAGGACAGCCAACAUGGAUGUGCUGAUCGUGCUGGCCACGAGCAUCGCUUAUGUCUACUCCUUCAUCAUCCUGGUCGUGGCCAUAGCUGAGAGGGCUGAGAGGAGCCCUGUGACCUUCUUUGACACGCCUCCCAUGCUCUUCGUGUUCAUUGCCCUGGGGCGGUGGCUGGAACACGUGGCAAAGAGCAAAACUUCAGAAGCACUUGCCAAACUCAUGUCUCUCCAAGCCACAGAAGCCACCGUUGUGACUCUUGGUGAGGAUAACUUAAUCAUCAGGGAGGAGCAAGUACCCAUGGAACUGGUGCAGCGGGGUGAUAUCAUCAAGGUGGUUCCUGGGGGAAAGUUUCCUGUGGAUGGGAAAGUGCUGGAAGGCAACACCAUGGCUGAUGAGUCUCUCAUCACAGGAGAAGCCAUGCCCGUCACUAAGAAACCUGGGAGCACAGUCAUUGCAGGGUCCAUAAAUGCACACGGCUCCGUGCUCAUCAACGCCACCCAUGUGGGCAAUGACACCACUUUGGCUCAGAUUGUGAAGCUCGUGGAAGAGGCUCAGAUGUCAAAGGCACCUAUUCAGCAACUGGCUGACCGGUUUAGUGGAUAUUUUGUCCCAUUUAUCAUCAUCAUUUCAACUUUGACGUUGGUGGUAUGGAUUAUAAUCGGCUUUAUCGAUUUUGGUGUUGUUCAGAAAUACUUUCCUAUCCCUAGCCAGCACAUCUCCCAGGCAGAGGUCAUCAUUCGGUUUGCAUUCCAGACAUCCAUCACAGUGCUGUGUAUUGCCUGCCCCUGCUCACUGGGCUUGGCCACGCCCACAGCAGUCAUGGUGGGCACUGGGGUGGCAGCCCAGAAUGGCAUCCUCAUCAAGGGAGGCAAGCCUCUGGAGAUGGCCCACAAGAUAAAGACUGUGAUGUUUGACAAAACUGGCACCAUCACCUACGGAGUCCCCAAAGUCAUGCGGGUCCUUCUGCUUGUGGACAUGGCCACGCUGCCCCUCAGGAAGGUGCUUGCUGUAGUGGGGACGGCCGAGGCGAGCAGUGAGCACCCCUUGGGUGUUGCAGUCACCAGAUACUGUAAAGAGGAACUUGGGACAGAGACCUUGGGAUACUGCACAGAUUUCCAGUCAGUGCCCGGCUGUGGAAUUGGCUGUAAAGUCAGCAGCGUGGAAGGCAUUCUGGCCCAUAGCGAUCACCCGCUGGGCGAAUGGCCUACUCACCUGAACGGGGUUGGCAGUGUUCCUGCGGAAACAGAUGCGGCCUCCCAUACCUUCGCAGUGCUGAUUGGGAAUCGUGAAUGGAUGAGGCGCAACGGUUUAACCGUCUCUAGUGACAUCAGUGACGCUAUGACCAAUCACGAGAUGAAAGGCCAGACUGCCAUCCUGGUGGCUAUUGAUGGUGUGCUCUGCGCCAUGAUCGCCAUCUCGGAUGCCGUCAAACAGGAAGCUGCCCUAGCUGUGCACACACUGAAGAGCAUGGGUGUGGAUGUGGUUCUGAUCACGGGGGACAACCGGAAGACAGCCAGAGCCAUCGCCACACAGGUUGGCAUCAACAAAGUCUUUGCAGAGGUGCUGCCUUCUCACAAGGUGGCCAAGGUCCAGGAGCUGCAGAAUGCAGGGAAGAAAGUCGCCAUGGUGGGAGAUGGGGUCAAUGACUCCCCAGCCUUAGCCCGGGCUGACGUGGGCAUCGCCAUUGGGACAGGCACUGACGUCGCCAUUGAGGCAGCCGACGUCGUCCUCAUCAGAAACGAUCUGCUCGAUGUGGUGGCGAGCAUUCACCUAUCCAAGAGAACCGUCUGGAGGAUCCGCCUCAACCUGAUCCUGGCGCUCAUCUACAACCUGGUGGGGAUACCCAUUGCGGCAGGCGUCUUCAUGCCCAUCGGCAUUGUGCUGCAGCCGUGGAUGGGCUCCGCGGCCAUGGCGGCCUCCUCUGUGUCCGUGGUCCUCUCGUCGCUGCAGCUCAAGUGCUAUAAGAAGCCUGACCAGGAGAGGUAUGAAGCCCAGGCCCACGGCCACAUGAAGCCCCUGAGCGCAUCCCAGGUCAGCGUGCACAUUGGCAUGGAUGACCGGCGCCGGGACUCCCCCGGGGCCACAGCCUGGGACCAGGUCAGCUACAUCAGCCAGGUGUCACUGUCUUCCUUGCGGUCGGACAAGCUGUCUCGGCACACCGCCAUGGCCGAUGACAGUGGGGACAAGUGGUCCCUGCUGCUGAGUGACAGGGAUGAGGAGCAGUGCAUCUGAACCCCAGGCAGAGCAAGGCCUCUCCUAGCCUAGUAGCAGCCGGGUGCUCCCUAAGGAUGAAGUUCGCGCAUGCACGUGCGUGCCCGUGGGCGCCUGAAGGUGAAAGCAGUGUCCCUCUCCAGCCUAGGGGACUUCCGCCCGCCAGCUGCUCCUCCUCAUCCCUCUGCAGUGCAUGGCCUCGUCCAGAUGUGGCUCCUGGGUGAGACCUCCCUGCCCGGAUGCUGCUUGGUGCCAGCUUCAGACAUCCUGGCCUUCUGUGCCAUUGGCUUGAACUUGUUGGAAGCCUCGCUGGACUCUGGAAAAGGACAGGAGAGUCAGCCCUCCUCACUGAUUUUUGCUUUAGUAUUGUGAAAUGAGGAAAAUCUCAUCGGGACCAAAAAAACUUCACUGGGCCUUUCCGCAGAACUUAUCAAAAAAAACCUCAGUGUUGGGCCUUUCUGACAACACCCAUAUGCAUGGCAUAUCUGAGACCACAGUUUACCUCAGCUGCACUUGUUGUUUUCUGCUGGCACAAUCUCUUCCUUUUGUAUCCUUGCUACUGGGGGUCCCUGUUGUUUUUGAGGGCAGAACUGAUGCCUCAUGUCCCUGCUGCUGUUCACGGCCCAUCUCCCGGGGCACUCGUGUAUGUGCUCCUUCGGAAUCUGCUCACUCACACACCUAGCCGAGACCUUGCCAUGCCACUCUCCAUGAUGAGUGUCCUUUCCUGCUCGUGCGCUGCUUCUGCAUGAGGUGAAGCUGCUCACCGCACUCAGUGGAGUGUGGCCGCCAGUUCACGCCGCCUACCUGGAGUGAACGCCUCAGAACCUGACACUUGAGAGUCCAGAAUCUGGCCUCUGUGGGUCCAGGGGCUUGGGCCCUGUGUUGCUUCAGUCAGGUGUCCCUCGGGGAAGGUGUGUGAUACCGGAGCCUCUGUGUGGCUCAAGGAGCUCAGAUCACAUGGCCUGUUGUGUGACGGUCACCUUAUCAGCCAGUGGUGCCCCUUGCGUGGUGCCUCUCCAAGAGGACAGGGCUACCUGAGCCUGCGGAGAUCACAGCCCCGUCUGGGGACCUCCACAUUCUCACGCUGAGCUGACGCCUUAGCAGAGGGGUCCUAAAGGAAAGUCUGUUUCUAAUUUUUAUUGUGACUGGCAUGGAAGAGUUGGGAUGGGGCCUGUUUGAGACUCUGAAAUCAGUAGUAAUUGACAGACCGCAAGGGAUUAAAAUAUGGAAUCUGAAUAAAUUCUAGGGUAAAGCCCUUGUCACACACAAAAAAUAAUCUUAGUUAUCUGUUAUCAGUUAUUCUCCAGGGGCACUGUAAGCUCUUUCUUUAGGGUGCCACGGAUCCUCCCAGCAAACCAGCAAAGUUGAUGCUACUGUCCUGGUUCAGCAGAUAGGGAAGUGGGCCCAGGGCCUGCCCAGGGUCACAAAGCCCCUGAACAUGCUGGAACAGGGCUCUGAAUCCAUGGCUGUAAGCUUUGUAGUCUUUUUCUGCUGCCAAUGUCAGUUUGCUUGAUAAGAAAAAGCAUAAAAGAGGCCCCUGCUCUGGGAUGGAGCCACCCAAGGGCCUUGGUUGACGCAUGGGCGUGGCCGCCAGUCAGCUCAGCCUCCUCCUCUCCUGCCUGUUUCCACUUUUGCAUAUAGUUUAGUUUUUGCUGGGUCUUACUUAUCCUCUGAAACCCAAGUGCAGGGGUUUGUGUUUUAUUGUUCUAAAUCUCCCUGUCCCGUUCCACUGUUUAUUCUCAGAUGUGCUCGGAAAUGUUCCUUGUUUUCUAACGAGGCUAAUCCUUGUCUAAAGAAUCUAAUUGUAUUGAUUUUGCAAGACACUUUAGGAACAUAAAUAUGUUUAUUUGAAUAUGAAAAUAUUUAUAUAAUUGUACAGAAAAUAACCUUUUAGAUGUUCAAACUGUAGGAAAUCUAUCUUGGUCAGAUAAGACCAAUUCUUGCU
This is a messenger RNA of Condylura cristata (star-nosed mole), 6643 nucleotides long. RefSeq names its product ATPase, Cu++ transporting, beta polypeptide (gene ATP7B). Gene Ontology annotation, cellular component: trans-Golgi network; perinuclear region of cytoplasm; membrane. The record is from RefSeq and is a predicted model, not a curated record. The coding region runs from base 337 to 4719 and encodes 1460 amino acids. Gene Ontology annotation, biological process: copper ion homeostasis; monoatomic cation transport. Gene Ontology annotation, molecular function: ATP binding; copper ion binding; ATP hydrolysis activity. The transcript is spliced from 22 exons. Lineage: Eukaryota; Metazoa; Chordata; Mammalia; Eulipotyphla; Talpidae.